Molecule: messenger RNA, 360 nt
Organism: Protobothrops mucrosquamatus (brown spotted pit viper)
Lineage: Eukaryota; Metazoa; Chordata; Lepidosauria; Squamata; Viperidae
Product: avidin-like
Exons: 4
Coding region: 1-360 (119 amino acids)
Molecular function (GO): biotin binding
Source: RefSeq, a predicted model, not a curated record
AUGGCGAUGGGCCUGGCAGCUCUGGGGCUCCUCGCUUUCCUACUCGGCUGCCCCGGAAAGUUUGCCGAACCCCAAAACUCGGAGCCAGCCGCCAAGUCCUCCCUGAUCAUCACCUGGAAGAAUGAUCUCAACUCCCCCAUGGAGACCAACAGCGUCAAAUCCACCUCCGUCUUUGCGGGCCAGUAUCUAAAGUCUCCUCCCUCAGAAGCCAUCUCUGUCUUUGCGGGCCAGUAUCUGAGGGACAAGAACGGAGAGGAGCAGCUGAGGACAACGUGGCUGCUGCGUGAGAAGGUGGAAUCCGCUGCAGAGGAUUGGGGGGCGACCAGGGUUGGUACAGACACCUUCUACCGCACCAAGUGA